UGUCAAUGGCUGUCAGUGUCAGCUACUGUUUUCCAUUGAGUUCAGAACGUCCACAAUAGUUAUAAUACUCGAAUAAAGUUCCAAGUAUAUUUUGUAAAUUUUUCAGGCUAGAGAACUUCUCGACAUAUAUAAGUAAUUUUGAUGUCCAAAAUGAAGAUGGCUGAUGGUGCUACAAUUUUGCGAAGAAACAGACCUGGAACAAAAGCAGAGGAUUUUUGUCGUUGGCCUGAUGAAGCUUACGAAGAGAUGGAUAGUACCUUGGCAGUUCAACAGUGUAUUCAACAAUUGAUACGUAAAGAUCCAAGUAAUAUUGAGCUAAUAUUAAAAAUGCCAGAAACUCUAGAUGAAGGUGUAUGGAAAUAUGAGCAUUUGAGACAAUUCUGUAUGGAACUGAAUGGUUUGGCUAUCCGCCUCCAAGAAGAAUGUCGUCCAGAAACAUGUAACCAAAUGACAGCAACAGAGCAAUGGAUAUUUUUAUGUGCAGCUCAUAAAACCCCUAAAGAAUGUGCUGCCAUAGAUUAUACAAGACAUACCUUAGAUGGAGCAGCAUGUCUUCUGAACAGUAAUAAAUAUUUUCCUAGUAGGGUUAGUAUUAAAGAGUCAUCUGUAGCAAAGCUUGGAUCUGUCUGCCGAAGAGUGUACAGAAUAUUUUCUCAUGCAUACUACCACCAUCGCUCCAUAUUUGACGAAUUUGAAACAGAAACUUGUUUGUGUAAGAGGUUCACUCAUUUUGUAACCAAAUAUAAUUUAAUGUCAAAAGAUAAUCUCAUUGUACCAAUAUUAGGAGAAGCUACUACAGGAGAAUCAGAAGCUUAGUGUGUAUCAGUCACCUAUCCAAAAAGCUUAAGUGAAUAAAGAUAGAAAUCUGGAGUGACCUUUUAACAUUUUCAUGGUUUUCAUUCCAAAUUUUUUUAGUCCAUCACAUUUUGUAUAACAAAAAUUAAUUUUUGUCAUGAACUAUAAGUGUUUUUUGUUUACUGUAUAUUAGUUUGACUCGAAAUAUGUAUGUAGAUAAAUUAUUUCAUUGUAUCUCAUAAAAUAUUUCUUUGAUUAAAUUCAAAGUUCAUGUAAAACCAUUCAUUAGCUAAUGUUUGGUGAGAAUAUUGAUGUAAAAAAUUAUGGGAAUUAUUAAAAUUUAAAGCGAUA
Harmonia axyridis is the source of this 1146-nucleotide messenger RNA. It is a transcript of the gene Mob4, whose product is annotated as MOB kinase activator-like 4. Gene Ontology annotation, cellular component: cytoplasm. NCBI's taxonomy places the organism in Eukaryota, Metazoa, Arthropoda, Insecta, Coleoptera, Coccinellidae. The record is from RefSeq and is a predicted model, not a curated record. The coding region runs from base 142 to 816 and encodes 224 amino acids. The transcript has 4 exons.